This is a messenger RNA of Brassica oleracea var. oleracea, 2086 nucleotides long. RefSeq names its product probable 2,3-bisphosphoglycerate-independent phosphoglycerate mutase 2. Gene Ontology annotation, molecular function: manganese ion binding. Lineage: Eukaryota; Viridiplantae; Streptophyta; Magnoliopsida; Brassicales; Brassicaceae. The transcript has 9 exons. The record is from RefSeq and is a predicted model, not a curated record. Bases 141 to 1823 code for a protein of 560 amino acids. Gene Ontology annotation, biological process: glucose catabolic process. Gene Ontology annotation, cellular component: cytoplasm.
AACUCACCACGUCAUCACUCGCUUUUCUCUAUUUAAAACCUCAUAUUUGUCUCAGUGUCAGAUCACCCGAGCAUUUCUCACCACAUCACCUCUUCGUCUUCGCCAAUCUCCAUACGAGCUUCCUCUGUUUCUCCGCUGCUAUGGGUAGCUCCGGCGACGUUAACUGGAAACUCGAGGACCACCCCAAGCUCCCAAAAGGAAAAACCAUCGGACUGAUCGUUCUCGACGGAUGGGGCGAAUCCGAGCCCGAUCAAUACAAUUGCAUCCACAAAGCUCCAACUCCCGCCAUGGAUUCCCUCAAAAACGGACGUCCUGAUACGUGGAGGCUGAUCAAAGCUCACGGCACGGCCGUUGGUCUCCCCAGCGAAGACGACAUGGGAAACAGCGAGGUUGGCCAUAAUGCUCUCGGAGCAGGGAGAAUCUACGCUCAAGGUGCUAAGCUUGUUGAUCUCGCGCUUGAGUCCGGGAAGAUUUAUGAAGAUGAAGGAUUUAAAUACAUUUCUGAGUCUUUUGAGAAGGGCACUGUGCAUCUUAUUGGGCUUUUAAGUGACGGUGGAGUUCACUCUCGGUUAGAUCAAGUGCAGUUGCUGUUGAAGGGUUUCGCAGAACGUGGCGCUAAGAGAAUCCGUGUUCAUAUUCUUACUGAUGGUCGUGAUGUUUUGGACGGCUCUAGUGUCGGCUUUGUGGAGACUCUUGAAAGUGAGCUCGCUGAGCUACGUUCCAAGGGUGUUGAUGCUCAGGUUGCUUCUGGUGGAGGUCGUAUGUAUGUCACAAUGGACCGUUAUGAGAAUGAUUGGACUGUUGUGAAACGUGGGUGGGACGCUCAAGUCCUUGGAGAAGCUCCCCACAAAUUCAAAAACGCUCUUGAAGCGGUUAAGAAGCUGAGGGCUGAACCUAAAGCCAAUGACCAGUACUUGCCACCGUUUGUCAUUGUUGACGACAGUGGGAAGGCUGUUGGUCCGAUCGUUGAUGGUGACGCGGUUGUUACGUUCAACUUCCGUGCUGAUCGAAUGGUCAUGCUUGCCAAGGCCCUCGAGAAUGAAGAUUUUGACAAGUUUGAUCGCGUACGUUUCCCAAAGAUUCGUUACGCAGGAAUGCUCCAAUAUGAUGGAGAGCUAAAGCUUCCUAGCCAUUACCUUGUUUCUCCACCGUUGAUUGACAGAACUUCUGGUGAAUAUCUUGCACAUAAUGGAGUCCGUACUUUUGCUUGCAGUGAAACUGUUAAGUUCGGCCAUGUUACCUUCUUCUGGAAUGGAAACCGCUCUGGAUAUUUCAACGAAAAGCUAGAGAAGUACGUUGAGAUUCCGAGUGACAGCGGAAUAUCAUUCAAUGAACAGCCAAAGAUGAAAGCGCUGGAAAUUGCUGAGAAAGCUAGGGACGCUAUCCUUAGUGGCAACUUUGACCAGGUGCGUGUUAACCUGCCGAAUGGAGACAUGGUGGGUCAUACCGGCGAUCUUGACGCUACUGUUGUUGCAUGCGAGGCUGCUGAUGUUGCUGUUAGGAUGAUUCUUGAUGCCAUUGAGAAGGUGGGAGGGAUAUAUGUUGUGACAGCAGAUCACGGAAAUGCUGAGGACAUGGUUAAAAGGGACAAAGCUGGCAAGCCGGCUCUUGACAAGGAAGGAAAGCUUCAGAUUCUCACCUCUCACACCCUGAAACCAGUGCCAAUUGCCAUAGGAGGUCCUGGUUUGUCAGCAGGAGUUAGGUUCAGACUGGACUUGGACACACCAGGGCUUGCGAAUGUAGCUGCAACGGUGAUGAACCUCCAUGGAUUUGUGGCUCCUGGCGAUUAUGAGCCGAGUCUGAUUGAAGUAGUCGACAAGUAAUGAUGGUGUGGUGAUCGUUGUUCCCUCUGAAAGUCCCACUUGAGCUUCUCUAAAUCAUGAUUCUGUUUUACGUUUUUUUCUUUUUUUUUUUUCCUCGUGCUCUUCCUUUAAUAAGGCCCUCUUGAUUUUUUAGGUGGCGAUAGUUUAGACUCGCCACUAUCAGCUGUCUGUUGUGGGUCAAGUUAAACACUGCAUUUGGAUGUUUUUGUUUGGCACAAACUGACUUUUGAUUUUGAAGGUUUAAUAAUAAUUAAACGAAUUAC